AUGCUCAUCGACGAGCUGAACACUAGCGACUUCUUCUCCGACGAUACCCGAGCAGACGGGCUCUCCUCCCCUCCUCGGCCGAGCAGCGAUAGUUUGGAGCAAGCCGAAGGAGAGCUACCGGCAUUCUCUCCCACCAGCGCACGUAUCAGAGAGCUGUUAGGAGAGGACCUUGACGGCUUUGAGGAUGACGGGGAAAGGGAGGAGGAUGUGAUCGAUGGCGCGGAUGACCUUUUGGCUGAGAGGGAAGAGACACCGAGUCCUGAGGGAUCAUCCAGUCCGCCGGCCGAAACGGAGCACACAGAGUCGAAGGAUGGACCAGGCGAGGCUGGUCAACCACAAUCGCAACCAAAGGAAGGGGAUCCCGCUCGGAGGGAGAAGCAGGAGUGGGUGAAGAAGAUGCGACUUCAGUUCUGCGUGCGGAAAGACUUCGAGGUUACGAAGACCAUUAUCCAUCGCGAUGGAACGCUGAACCAAGAAUACUUCCGCCCGCCGAGAGGAACCAAGUUGAUGGGGGAGGAAGUCAAAAAAUGGACUGAGAGCGAUAGGGCAUUACUCGUUAAGGGAAUCGAAAAGUAUGGCAUAGGACAUUUCCGAGAGAUUUCGGAAGCAUUACUACCAGCAUGGCAACCAAACGACCUCCGCGUCAAAUCCAUGCGCCUCAUGGGCCGUCAAAACCUGCAGGAGUAUCGCGGCUGGAGAGGGACGGAGGAAGACAUCAAGGCCGAGUUUGCACGGAAUAACGAGAUUGGAGUUCGGCUGGGUUGUUGGAAAUCGGGAGUGCUUGUCUUUGAUGAUGACGGACUGGUGGACGCGGAGGUUAAGGCGAACCCGGUCAAGGUUCCCAUCGUGGAGGCGGAGGAUGAGGUGAGUUUGUGUGAUGCAUGA
This is a messenger RNA of Fimicolochytrium jonesii, 885 nucleotides long. RefSeq lists its product as uncharacterized. Lineage: Eukaryota; Fungi; Chytridiomycota; Chytridiomycetes; Spizellomycetales; Powellomycetaceae. Bases 1 to 885 code for a protein of 294 amino acids. The transcript is spliced from 3 exons. The record is from RefSeq and is a predicted model, not a curated record.